Messenger RNA from Peronospora matthiolae, 2667 nucleotides. The record is from the annotation of a GenBank genome assembly. Lineage: Eukaryota; Oomycota; Peronosporomycetes; Peronosporales; Peronosporaceae.
AUGGCACUGUUCAAAGCUUUGCGGCUGCAACGCACGGUCUCAUUCUUUACCUGCGUUGCACUGGUUUCCAGUCUGCUGGCAAACUACCCAGCAAGGGCUCUCAUCAAACAGAACAGGCACACAGUGACAACGAGAGCAACACUCCAGAGCUACGUCAAUGGUUCUGGAUAUUCCGUGACGUCCACUAGUGAGUCAAACGGCGUUCUCACCCUUCACCUCGCUUUGAAUCCAACCUUCACCUUUACGCCUUACGGCUCAGACCUGGCAGCGCUUGUGGUCACGGUGACGAAGACGGAAAGCGACAGUGUUCGUGUGAAGAUCGUGGACAAGAACACCAAGCGUUGGGAAGUGCCACCAAGCCUCUUCACAAGCGGUACUUUGGGGAUAAACACCACGAAAACAACAUCGCAUGCGGACCCAAUGUACUCAUUCAGCUACACGCACAACCCGUUCACGUUCAAGGUCGUGCGCGAGUCGGACGGCUCUACGCUCUUCGAUUCGUCUGGUACCCCGCUGGUCGUGAAAGAUCAGUAUCUGCAGAUAUCGACAGUGCUGAGUAGCGACGUCAGUGUCUAUGGUAUUGGUGAAAGCACACGCGACAACUUAGAGAUGGUUCCAGGAGACAAACAAACGCUGUGGGCUCGCGACCAACCGUCGAGUACGGCGAAGGUCAACACAUACGGGUCACACCCGUUUUUCCUCGGACUCGACGGCUCUGGUCAAGCUUACGGUGUUUUGCUGCUCAAUAGCAAUGGAAUGGAUGUCACUAUGGACAGCGGACACCUCGUUUACCAAACGAUUGGGGGCGUGCUUGACUUCAAUAUCGUUGUUGGACCCACGCCGGCAAACGUUGUGUCGCAGUAUACGAAGCUCAUCGGACGUCCAAAACUCAUGCCGUACUGGUCGUACGGAUUUCACCAGUGCCGCUGGGGAUACGAAUCCGUUGACGAACUGCGCAAUGUCGUACAAAAGUACGCUCAUAACGAUCUCCCGCUCGACGUGAUUUGGGCCGACAUUGACUACAUGAAGGACUUCCACGAUUUUAAGCCGGACCCGAUCAAUUUCUCACAAGACGAGGUGGCCGAUUUCUUGGAUGAGAUCCACUCCAGUGGACAAAAGUUUGUACCGAUUAUCGACCCUGGGAUUCCUGACGAUACUGAUGACUAUGCGUACACCAGAGGUUUGGCCAUGGAUAUCUUUAUCAAGGACACAAGUGGCAAGCCAUACUUGGGUCAGGUCUGGCCAGGCCCGACAGUGUUCCCUGAUUUCUUCCACCCGAGUGCGAAGUCGUUCUGGGGCGAACAGAUUCAGCUCAUGUACAAGAGCCUAGCAUUCGAUGGUCUUUGGAUCGACAUGAAUGAGCUGGCCAACUUUUGCCCUGGAACAACUUGUGUGCGUCAAGCAAGUGUUGCGUGUCCCAACACAAGUAGCCUCACAACGUGCUGCCUGAGCUGCUCGAAUGAUGGCAACAAGUACGACAAUCCACCCUUCAAAAUUAACAAUGUCAAUAGCCGGGAAGCUAUCCACAACAAGGGCAUCUCGACCAGCGCACUGCAUUUUGGUAAUGUACUCCAGUACGAUGCUCACAAUUUGUACGGCAUGACUGAAUCCAUCGCGACCAACAGCAUCCAGGAAGAAUUGACCAUCAAAAGGUCCUUCGUGCUCUCCCGUUCGACAUUCCCAGGCAGUGGCGUCCACGUUGCUCACUGGACUGGCGACAAUGCUGCUACUUGGAAAGAUCUCCGCUGGUCGAUCAUCACUGUUUUGAAAUUCGGGCUCUUUGGCAUUCCCAUGACCGGUGCCGACAUUUGUGGCUUCUUCGGUGUCUCCAGUAUGGAGCUAUGUGCGCGAUGGACGGCUCUAGGCUCGUUCUACCCCUUUGCUCGCAACCACAACAACAUCGAUGCACCUUCUCAAGAGACUUAUAUCUGGCCAGAGGUGACGAAAGUGGGGCGAAAGUUCAUUGGCAUGCGGUACCAACUCCUGCCGUACAUCUAUACGCUCGGAUAUCACGCGCACGUAGAUGGCUUGCCGAUUGCUCGCCCACUGUUUAUGGAGUUUCCCGCCGACGUCGCCACGCACGAAAUUGACCAUCAAUUCAUGUUUGGUGACGCGCUGCUGGUGACACCUGUGGUGACUCAAGGAGUCACGUCCGUGACCGGGUACUUUCCAGCGGGCACCUGGUUCAACAUAUUCGACUGUUCCAAGAUUUCCAGCUCAGGAGCGUCAUUCACGUCGAAGGUGACUUUGUACGAUAUGCCGGUGCAUAUUCGAGGUGGAUCAAUUCUGCCAAUGCACCAGCCAGCCCUCACUUCUGCAGCAGCUCGUCUCACACCUUUCGACAUCCUUGUCGCUCUGGAUUCAAACGGAAGUGCCAGCGGUGACUUGUACUUGGACGAUGGGGAGACUAUCAGCAACCCGGACGCCACGAUUGUCCAGUUCUCUGCAACAGUUGGUACUUUCACGUCUACUGUUACUCGAAACGACUACAUUGGUGCUCACACUAGUCGUGUGGACAAAGUCACGGUGCUUGGCGUGACGUCUUCACCGUCACGUGUGUCUCUCGGUUCCAUCUCCAAGUACGAUUCGACUACGCAGUGCCUCGAGAUCAGCCUCUCGGGUGUCAAGCAGGCUAUCGACUCUAGCUUUAGAAUCACGUGGAGUUAA